ACACAGACAAACACAAGCAGACACAGACACACACACACACACACACAGGCCUGCUGUCUCUAGGAGGUCUGGCUGGAUGAUAAAUACCAGGAGAAGGCUGGAUAUCUCUGAGCUCUGUUCCUGUAAGCUGAAUCAAUAGCUGCUGACACGCACACACAGAUGCACACACACACAUACAUUGUCCGCAGUAUAGAGGAGGGUCAGUACAUUUCUCCCAUGUGGACGGCAGACACUAGUGUGAAGCUGACGUCACCAUACAUCACUGCAUGGAAAGUGGAGGGGAACACGGAAGAGACUGGUCGCAUAGAUCCAGAGCUGAUAGAGCGCUACAACAGUCCAGGGUUCGUAGGGUGUCUCUCCCGGGUCCAGUUCAACGGCGUUGCGCCCCUGAAGGCUGCCCUCAGAAACCCUGUGCCAGCCCUGCCGGUGCCGACGGCCAGACAGCCAGGCAGAGCCCCUGUGGCGGAGCAGCCAGUCUCGUACCAGGGCAAGCUAGUGGAGUCCAACUGUGGGGCGUCUCCUCUCACCAUCCCACCAAUGUCUGCUGCCACAGACCCCUGGAACCUGGACUCAGAGUUCCCCUUCAAUGAGGAGAGGGUGAUUCCAGGUGGAGUCAACAGGAACUCUGCUAUUAUCGGAGGGAUCAUCGCCGUGGUGAUCUUCACCAUCCUGUGCACGCUCGUGUUCCUGAUUCGCUACAUGUUCCGCCACAAGGGCACCUAUCACACCAAUGAGGCAAAAGGGGCGGAGUCAGGCGGCGGCGAAUCGGCCGACGCGGCCAUCAUCGGCUCCGACCCCAACCCGGAGGCCAUCGACGAAUCAAAGAAGGAGUGGUUCAUUUAACGCCCAAUGAGAGUGAAGAAGUAGCUCAUCUGGAGGAGGGUGGCGACGGGAGGUUGUAUCUAAUGACCAAUCAGAGGAGAGACGGAACGAGGGGUUGUCCAAUAGCAACCCCCCAGUGAGAUGGGGCUGGGUUGGGGUGGGAGGAGGGGAUGGGGGGAGGAUGUACAGAAAUCUGUUUUUGAUUAUGAGGACUAGAAGAAGAUGGAUGGCCAAGGGAGCACAGCAAAGAAAGACUGUAUAUCUGUACAUAGGAACUGGCUCGGCCUGCUUUGUAUUGUGUUUGGGAGUUUUCAGGAGUCCUUUGAAUACAGUAUAUAUAGAUAUAUAUAUAUAUACAGAAUAAUAAUAGCUACUGGAUCAUGUUCUAGCAGAGUUAUUGACCUUCCUGUUGGUUAUUUUUCUUUCUUCUGAGGACGAGUACAGGUCUGUCAGACGGUGUUUCUAGUACAGACAGGUGAUCUGUCAGACGGUGUUUCUGGUACAGACAGGUGGUCUGUGAGACGGUGUUUCUCAUUGUUCUGUUCUAAGCUGAGUCAUGCAGUUUUUGUUCCAGCAUCAACCAUGAGGUCUGGAUGCCAGCAGCCCCACUGUAAAUAUCUUAUAUAUUUGUCUGAAUUUAUGUUCUAUUGGGGGGCAGACAGCAACCAGACUGGUAUGUUCUGUUAUGUUACAUUACUAACCGGGACAUCACAUGUAUGAACGGAGGUUUAUGUUACUGUGACGAUAGAUUGUACCCACGCGGGAAUUACUUUCUGAGGACGGAUGGAAUGUCGAAAAGCAUGAUGGGAAAACAUGACGGCCCGUCUCUCCGUGUCAUCCUCCCGUCACAGCAGUUUGCUCCUCCUUUCAGAACGAGAGAACUCCACAGUGGUCAUCAUUUUGCCAAAAACACUUUGGUCUUACGUUCUUGGUUUCCCAGGUGGAUUGAAUGGAUUAUACUGUAUAAAGAUGACUGUUCAUCAAUCUACUGAGAGUAAACGAGAGGUAGAGGUUUUACAAAUGUUUUAUGUUGAAAUGCUACUUUGGGCGCUUUGUGUGAGGUCUUGGGGGUGUGGUCAUUCUAAAGGUCAUAUAGGUAGGGGUCAAAGGUGAGAUAUCAGUGAUGAAGGCAGUUCUAGAGUGUUAAUUGACUUAAUCCACUGUGCCUUCUGGAUUGAGUCACUUAGCCUUUCUACGGACUUAGAGCCCAUGAAGAAGAAACUAACAAACACACACCGAUACAGGCUUACACACGCCUACACCACACACAUGCGCACACUCACCUGAACCACAACCACACACACUCACCCAAUCCACAUACAUAUUCACACACUCGCCUACACUCACACACUCAUAUGCUCACCUACAUGCAUACACUCACUGGAAACACACACAAACGUAGACACACACA
This is a messenger RNA of Osmerus eperlanus (European smelt), 2233 nucleotides long. Its product is annotated as contactin-associated protein-like 2. The record is from RefSeq and is a predicted model, not a curated record. NCBI's taxonomy places the organism in Eukaryota, Metazoa, Chordata, Actinopteri, Osmeriformes, Osmeridae. Gene Ontology annotation, cellular component: cortical cytoskeleton; membrane. The transcript is spliced from 4 exons. Bases 160 to 843 code for a protein of 227 amino acids.